CACCUGAUAGCGGCGCUUCCUCCAAGCACUGUGAAGCGGCAGACCACAUGACACAGCUCUCCGUGGUGUCAGAGUGGAAGCGAAACAGGUGUGAUUUGUUGUAAAUAACUUGUUUGUAUAUACUGUAAAUCAUGACGUCCGUGGGCGGAAACCGGGCCCGGGGCAGCUGGGAACAGACGCAGCAAGGCCAGACGCAGGGCCAGACACAGCACAAGCAAAGACCUCAGGCCACAGCGGAGCAGAUCAGACUUGCGCAGAUGAUUUCAGACCACUAUGAUGCGGACUUUGAGGAGAAGGUCAAACAGCUGAUUGACAUCACGGGCAAGGACCAGGACGAGUCUAUGAUCGCAUUGCAUGACUGCAACGGUGAUGUCAACAGAGCCAUCAAUGUUCUACUGGAAGGCAGCCCAGACACUGACUCGUGGGAGAUGGUGGGGAAGAAGAAAAGCGUGUCAGGCCAGAAGGAAGCCAGCCAGCUUGAGAUCGGAGAGGACGGCAAAGAGAACCGGGAGAAAGUAGAGAAGGAUGCAGCACGUCGGCGAGGGGGAGCUCCUCGCAGGGGCCGCGGUGGUUCCCUCAGAGGGCGAGAGUUUCGAGGUCAAGAGAACGGCUUGGACGUAGGCAAGGCGGCAGUGGUGGGCAGGGGCGCCGAGCGAGGCCGCAGGGCGCGCGGGCGAGGAAGAGGGACGCUCGGAGCAUCGGGGCGGCGAGGAGGGCGCUUCUCUGCGCAGGGCAUGGGAACCUUCAACCCCGCCGACUACGCCGAACCGAGUCAGACAGACGAAAACUAUGGCGGAGGAAGCACCUGGAACAACACGGGUGGCAUGGAGACGGAAGAAGGCGCUCGAUUGGAAUACCCUCCCGGAGAGGGAAUGACUUACCCGGCCAAGUUGGACUCUGUACCCGGUGCUUGGAGGACACCCACUGAAGAAUGGGGUACUGAGGACUGGAAUGAAGAUUUGUCCGAGACCAAGAUAUUCACAGCUUCCAGCGUGGCGACCAUUCCACCACCGCAAGAGAAUGUCACCAUCACCAAAGGACAGAGGAUUGACCUUGCCGUGCUCUUGGGGAAGACUCCCCCGUCCUCCUCGUCUGAAACGGACCCCCAACCCAUGGAGGCCGCCCAGCCGCCCCCCUUGCCCCAGUCGCUGGUUUUCAGCAACUCCAAGCAAGGUCCUCCGAUCUCCCAAACCUCUUCUGGCGCCGCUUACACCCAGCACAGCAUGGUCAGCAUGCUGAACAAGAGUUUUGGGGAGGUGGCGGACCAGAAAGCAGGUACUGGCGGGACCACCGGCUCCCAGUUCCUAGAGCGGUAUAAAACCGCCCAGGCGCUGGCUCAGCUGGCCGCCCAGCACCCCCAGACUGGGGUCCCGAAUGCCAACCCCCCAUCCUGGGACAACAGUGCCAACUCACGGGCACAAUAUGAGAUGAAGACUCAGCCCGAGUCGGCCAUCCACACGCCCUUUGCGAAGCGCCCGCCCUUCCAGGCCACCGCCACCACCACGUCAUCCAUGUUGGAAGUUUUUCUGCCUGGCUCAUCCUCCUCCGCUUCUUCCUUGCCGUCGCAAACGACGUCCUCGCCCCACUCCGUGCCGCCCCCCGCCUCCUCCCUCCCUAAAAUGGCGUCGGUCGCGCCGCUGGCUCAGCAGGUUUCCCCAAGUUCCUCGGACGCGCAGGGCUCGAGCCCUCUCCCACUCCAGCAGCACAAACUCAGGGUGCAGAAGAAGAGGACAUCCAUACCAACAAAGAUUCCGGCAAUGGCGGUGGAAAUGCCCGGCUCGACGGACAUCUCCGGCCUCAACCUUCAGUUCGGCGCGCUGCAGUUCGGCUCGGAGCCGACGCUGCCCGAGUACGAUUCGGUCGCCUCCAACGCGGCGCCCGUCAACCCGAUGCAGAAUAGCCUCUACUCCACCCCAAACAGUGAGUCAACUGCAGCUCUUUCCAACUCCAGCCAGAUGGACAUGUACGAGCAGAGAGCAGCUCAGGCGCGGCGUUACCCUCCCUCCGUCUCCUCCUCCCCGCAGAAGGACAUGCAGCCCAAGAAUGGCUUCAGUUCACUACAAGCGGCACAAUCUGUGGAAGCUUCAGCGGGUUGUGCAGUGGCGCCCAAACCACCGUCGGACGCAAACGCGGCACCGCCGAUGUCGGUCGCCGGCAUGGGCCCCCUGACGGACGGCGGCUCAGGUCCCGCCACCCUGCUGACGACAUCCAACCAGGCGCCGCUCGGUGCCCUGGGUCAAGUCGAAGAGCUGCCGCCGAGCAGCGUCCCGCCUCCUCAGCACAACAGUGCGCUGUCAUCGCAACAGAACAGCCUUGCGCCAUCUUCAGGUCGAACGGCCAACUCGAGCUUACUGCACCCCAACGUAGAUGGCGACUCCAGUCUCCACUCCGCCUCCUCCUUCCCUUCUGUCUCAUCCGUGUCGUCGUCCGUUCUCACCUCCGCCUCGGUGGCCGCGGCGCAGGUCUCACUGGGAGGCCCGGUCUCAGCUCAGUCUGGCCUCGGCCCUGUCAGCAAUAUGCCCAUGGGCAUCAAUGUGGCGUCCAUGGGUAUGGUCUCAUCUCCUGCCACCAUUUCCAUAUCGGCGGCGUCGGCUCCUCCCUCCUCAGUGACUUCUUUGUCGUCGCGCAGCUCUGCAGCACCCUCAGGGAAAGCCCCUCCAAAUUUGCCCCCCGGAGUGCCCCCGCUGCUGCCCAAUCCAUACAUCAUGGCGCCGGGACUGCUGCAUCCCUACGCAACUCAGGUGUACGGCUACGACGACCUGCAGAUGCUGCAGACGAGAAUACCACUGGAUUAUUACAGCAUUCCCUUUGCGACCCAAACAACAGCACUGACUGGUCGAGAGCCGAGCUUGACAAAUAACCCGUAUUCUGGCGACUUAUCCAAGUUCGGUCGAGGUGACGCGUCCUCGCCGGCUCCCGCCACCACGCUGGCACAGAAUCAGCAGCAGAACCAGAACCAGACGCAUCACUCGACCCAGCAACCAUUCCUCAACCCGGCGCUACCACCCGGCUACAGCUACACAAGCCUGCCCUACUACACCGGCAUGCCGGGCCUGCCCAACACCUUCCAGUACGGCCCCGCUGUCUUCCCGGUGGCUCCUACCUCGUCAAAGCAGCACGGAGUGAAUGUCGGCGCGUCGGCCACACCCUUCCAACAGGCCAGCGGCUAUGGUUCCCAUGGAUACACCACUGGCUAUGAGGAUGUGGGCCAGGCUUCAGGGAGUGGGGAUUUCUGUAAGGGUGGCUACGGCAAUGCCGUGGCCGCCGCCGCUGCAGCUGCUGCCGCUGCUGCUGCCGCCGCUGCUGCCGCUCAAAACAAACCGGCCAACUCUGUCAGCGGGCCAGGAGUCGGAGUGUCUGUGACCUCGAGCAACACCGGGGUACCUGAUAUUUCGGGUUCAGUUUACACAAAGACGCAGUCAUUUGAGAAGCAGGGUUUCCACGCCGCCACUCCCACGGCGUCUUUCAGCCUCCCGUCCGCACUGGGCAGCGGCGGACCAAUCAAUGCCCCGGCCGCAGCAGGCUACGCCCCGGCCCCCUUCAUGCACAUCCUGGCGCCGCACCAGCAGCCCCACUCGCAGAUCCUCCACCAUCAUCUGCAGCAGGACGCACAGAGCGGCAGUGGCCAGCGCAAUCAGACCGCAUCCAUCCAACAGAAGUCUCAGAUCAAUAAGUCGGCAUACAACAGCUACAACUGGGGCGCCAACUAGCAUCUAACACCUGAAAACCAACUUCAUUGAAGGUUUCCUCCUGCUGAGUCCCCCCCCCACCCCCCCACCUCAUCUUCCUUCUUCUCAUCCUUCGCCUCUUUCUCCUUCCCUUUGGGGAUGUGCCGGGAUGGAACUGGGAAGGGUACAAAUAGUUUGAUGACUCACUUUUCGAGCGUUUGGGGAAAUUGUAUUGUGUUCAGCACCGACCCCUUUUACCUAAGUAUCAGAAUUAUUUCCUAAAAAGAAUGUGUUCCCCUUAUGGGUAUUUUAUGUUAUUGUUGUGCUCGCUAUUCCCCCCCCCCAACUUUUUUUUCUUACUAAUUGGGAGGAAUGAAGUAAUGUGGGAUGGUGGCGAUGGAUGGGGCUGGAGGUGCUUAUCAGACGCCUCCUCUGCUCAAACUAUUCAUUUACUUGAUUGCUGUUUUGGGUUCUCAACUAUUUUAUGUCCUUUUUAAGUUGGAAGAAACAAUUCUCUGGAUUUGGUAGAGUUGUGAAGUUUAUUUUUUACUAAAUAUAGAUAUAUUAUAUAUAUAAAUAUAUGUGAGCUGGCUUGGAGUGAGGAUGUUUGUCAUGUGACUGUGUGCAUGUUUGUACACAAGACUGGUGGGGGUUGUUUACUGUGCUUUGUUUUUUGCCUAGCACAGACUUUUCAUAGUGUAUAAAACAUGUACAGUAACUGUUACCAUAUAAAUAUGUUGUCACAAGUUAUUGAGUGAUCCUUCCCAAGGCCAAUCUGCACCCCGAUCUGCCUUCCAAUAACAGUCUUUUCGGUUUGGGAGACCUCUCCAUGCGCCACCACCCUUCCUGCACAUUUUCAAGGAAACCUUAGAGCAUCCAAUACUGAUGGACAGAAUUGUACUUAUGUUUGUUUUUUGUCAGUGAUUUUUUUUCUUUUCUUUUUGUACUGUGCAUUUUAAAAGAAAACAUGUAAAUGGCAAAACGUCUUGUACAUAUAAACGAAAAAGUACUGUAGUGCCUGUUUGUUCGCUUUACUUCUCCAGUUCCUUGCAGAUCUUAUUAGAGCUUUUUGUUCCUUUUUUUAUUUUGUAAAAAAAAUGUACAAAUAUUAAUAAACAAAGACAAAGACAUUUU
This is a messenger RNA of Syngnathus acus (greater pipefish), 4802 nucleotides long. RefSeq names its product ubiquitin associated protein 2-like (gene ubap2l). The transcript has 30 exons. Gene Ontology annotation, cellular component: nucleus; cytoplasm. The record is from RefSeq and is a predicted model, not a curated record. The coding region runs from base 132 to 3710 and encodes 1192 amino acids. Gene Ontology annotation, molecular function: protein binding. Lineage: Eukaryota; Metazoa; Chordata; Actinopteri; Syngnathiformes; Syngnathidae.